AUGGGAGAAAGAAACUUGUUUGAAAUGGAUAGUACAGGGGAUUACUAUACAUGGUCAAACAAACAUGUGGAAGGAACCAUAUACUCCAGAAUAGACAGAGUCUUGGAUAAUGUAGAAUGGUUUCAAAAUAAUAUCAAUACUUCCUUGCAAGUUCUUCCCCCAAGUGUCUCAGACCAUGGAUUAUUGUUUUUGCAGAACCAGGAACCUCAGUAUCCUAAAAAGCCAAGGUUUAAAUAUCUAAACUGUGUCACAGAUGUGGAAGGGUAUGAGCAAAAGGUUAUUAACAAUUGGAAUGAACCUAUAGUGGGCAGACCUAUGUAUGUUCUUUGGCAGAAGUUAAGAAGAUUGCAUCCUAUCCUCAAGAAGCUAAAUAAACCCCUUGUUCUUGCUGAUCAGAACAUCAAAAAAGCUGGAGAUAAUAUGGAUAAAACUCAGAAGGAUCUUGUGAAUGACAGAUUAAAUAUCAGCAAGAUUAAUGAGGUGAAGAGAUUAACUGAAGAGCUGGUUAAAUGGCAGGAGAUUGAUGAGAAAGUCAUGAACCAAAGGGCCAAGAUAGAGUGGUUAAAAAAGUGGGAUGGAAACAAUUCUUUCUUUUAUGCUACUAUUAAAGGUAAGUAUCAUUCCAAAAAUAUUAAAUCUCUCCAUAAAGACAAUGGUGAUAUUAUUACAUCUAUACAUGGCAUAGAGGAUGAAAUAUUACAUUUUUAUGGAGGAUUGAUGGGCAAAAAAGCUGAUAUAUUGACUUACAUAGAUGUGGGGGCUAUGAGAAAUGGCAGUCAAUUAUCUAGGGUGCAAAGAGAGGGGCUGAUUAGACUUGUGACUGAAACAGAAAAACAUAAUGCACUUAAGGGGAUAAAUGACUUAAAGGCACCUGGUCUUGAUGGCUAUGGAGCACAUUUUUUCAAGCAUAGCUGGAGUAUCAUCAAGACUGAUUUAAUAGUGCCCUUAAUAUUAACUGCUAGACUUGGACAGGUUAUUGGUAGCAUAGUUCAAUAUAAUCAAGCAGCCUUCAUUCCAGGACAACAAAUCCACAAUCAUAUUCUUUUGGCUUUUGAACCGUUGAAGGGUUACACUAGGAAAGGAGGCACACCUUGUUGCAUGAUCAUGAUAGAUUUGCAGAAGGCGUGUGAUAUGGUGGACUGGACAGCUUUAGAAUGCAUUACGCAAGAAGUUGGCUUACCACAUCAGUUCAUUAAGUGGAUCAUGCUCACUGUUAGCACGGUCUCUUAUCGAUUUAACAUCAAUGGGGAGCUGUCUAAAACCUUAAAAGCCAAGAGAGGCAUAAGAGGAGAUCUCAGAUCUGUAAAGCUUUUAUUGCAGGCUUUCAAUAGUUUUAUUAUGUCUACUAGUAUGAAGAUUAAUCCCAGCAAAUGUAGAAUUUACUUUGGCAGUGUGGAUGCAGGUACUAAAGAAGCUAUCUUGCAGCAUACAAAGUUUAGUGAAGGUACCCUUCCUUUCAAAUAUUUUGGUACUCCCCUUACUUGCAAGAAGUUGUCCAUUAGUCACUAUUUGGUGCUUGUGGAGAAGAUACAGGCUGAUAGCCUUUGGGUGAAAUGGGUUCACACUUAUUACUUCAAAGGAAGAAAUCUGAUGGAGGCAAAAAUCAACAAUGGCAGCACUUGGAUUUUUAAGAAGAUCAUGCAGCAGAGAGAAUCUAUCAGCACUAUACAAAAUAGCUGGGACCAAAUGUGCAACAAUGGGAAAUUUCAAAUGAAGAUUGUAUACAAAAAAAUGAGAGUGAUGGAACCUAAAGUACCUUGGUAUAGAUUGAUAUAUAAAAAUGCUGGUAGACCUCAUGCAGUGCUCACACUUUGGAUGGUUUGUCAUAGGAAACUUGCCACAAAGGAUAGAUUAAGGAAGUUUGAUAUGUUGGCUGACAGCACAUGUGCGUUUUGCAGCAAGGAGGAGAAUAUUGACCAUUUGUUAUUUGAUUGUGACACUAUGAAAGAGAUUUGGAAUCAUGUACUACAUUGGAUUCAUAGACAUCACCAACCUAAACCAUGGAAGGAGGAGUUGGAAUGGCUGAUUCAACAAAUUAAAGGCAAGGGUUGGAAUGUGGAGUUACUCAAAUUAGCUGCAGCAGAAGCUGUUUAUGGUGCUUGGAGGUUUCGCAAUGACACGUGCUUUGGAAAUCACUGUGAUAGAAUUAAAAUUAGAAAUUAUAUCAUUGAUAACAUUGUUUAUAGGGGAUGGUGUAAUAGGAAACUUAGACCUCAUAGCUAG
Messenger RNA from Vicia villosa (hairy vetch), 2223 nucleotides. RefSeq lists its product as uncharacterized. NCBI's taxonomy places the organism in Eukaryota, Viridiplantae, Streptophyta, Magnoliopsida, Fabales, Fabaceae. The transcript is spliced from 4 exons. The record is from RefSeq and is a predicted model, not a curated record. The coding region runs from base 1 to 2223 and encodes 740 amino acids.